AUGUGCCAACUAUGCGUUCUCAACACGAUAUCGCAAAGUUCGCGCUGGCCUAAACCGCUCGAACCCCUCAUCUCGGACUUGCAUCUCCUGGUCACUACCGCACACACUGAACUCCGUGUUCACAAAACCUCUGCUGUUACCUCUGCUACUCAAGACACCAAGCCCUCCACCACAUCAACAAUCACCAUCACCAAAGCCCACCCACGCACAAACUCCUCCCUCUUCACCACCCUCCGCGACAUCAAACCCCUGCUCGAGCUCCUCGAAGACGAAAGAGCAAACUGGUGGAACAACAAAGCAAACGAGAGAAAGCAUUGGAGGGAAACCUAUCAAGAAGACAAGAUUACAAAAAUUAAUGUCGUUAACAACAAGACUGUGGAGAUGAUUGAGGGGUGCAAGGCUAGAUUGGGUACGUUUUGUCGUUGGAGUCUGGGAUUGGAAGAAGGGGUUGAGGGACUUGAUGAGAUUGAGGAAGAGGGGAAGGAGGUCAAGAUGGAAGGAUAG
Molecule: messenger RNA, 504 nt
Organism: Aureobasidium vineae
Lineage: Eukaryota; Fungi; Ascomycota; Dothideomycetes; Dothideales; Saccotheciaceae
Source: the annotation of a GenBank genome assembly